Molecule: messenger RNA, 3669 nt
Organism: Camelus dromedarius (Arabian camel)
Lineage: Eukaryota; Metazoa; Chordata; Mammalia; Artiodactyla; Camelidae
Gene: SKA2
Product: spindle and kinetochore associated complex subunit 2
Exons: 4
Coding region: 82-447 (121 amino acids)
Biological process (GO): mitotic cell cycle; chromosome segregation; cell division
Cellular component (GO): outer kinetochore; spindle microtubule
Molecular function (GO): microtubule binding
Source: RefSeq, a predicted model, not a curated record
GCUGUCCAAUAGGGACCCUCAGUGCUAGUACGGUUUGCGGCUUAAGCGCCGCCGCGGUCUGAGGAAUGUCAACUAUUCAACAUGGAGGCGGAGGUCGAUAAGCUGGAACUGAUGUUCCAGAAAGCUGACUCUGAUCUGGAUUACAUUCAAUACAGGCUGGAAUAUGAAAUCAAGACUAAUCAUCCUGAUUCAGCAGGCAAGAAAAAUCCAGUUACACUGUUAAAGGAAUUGUCAGCAAUAAAGUCUCGAUAUCAGACUUUGCAUGCACGCUUUAAACCAAUUGCUGUCGAGCAGAAAGAGACUAAGAGCCGCAUUUGUGCUACUUUCAAUAAGACUAUGGCCUUGCUACAAGAACUACAAAAGCAUACAGACCUGGAGCUGUUACCAUUGACUGAAGAGGAGAAAACUGCGGCAGAGCAAUUAAAAGCUUACAUGCCAGGCUUAUGAAGAAAUGGACUUGCAAAAGAGGACUCUGACGGAGAAGGGAUCAAUUCCAGAGACAUUUAGGAAGAUGACUUGUUAGCACUUGGUGACUAGUGGUGGGGGGAUGGCAAAGGUGAUUUGACUUGGGUGACUGGAUAGUGAUGCCUUUCACAAGAUAAGGGAAUACAAGAAGGACAGACAUUAUAUUAAUAAAGUUCAGUCAAAGGAUGGAAUGGAAAUAAAGGACUUAAAAAAUAUAUGCACAUACACUUAGUCCUGUAGUUUCAGGCAAGGAACUCAACACUAUUUUGUAUCUGUUUUUAUACAAUUGGGAUGACACAGAUGUCCUGGCUUAUUGUAAAAGAGUAUGUACUGUCAGUCAGUCAGUCAAGUGUAAAUGAGCAUGCUUUGGAAAUUAAAGGAUAGAAACAUAUUUGUAUUAUAUUAUACAUUAUAUGUGUAUAUAAUUUUAUUAUUGAAAAUUUUGAUCACAGAUGUGGUCACAUUAUCAGUGAGGCUGCUAAUAUGUGACUUACAAUCUCCCACAAAACCUAACUUUGGUAAGAAGCUGGCUUUUCUGUGACAGCCUCACUUGUGUUUCUUUUUGUCCUGUUCCUUCUGCUUGCUAAUGUUUGGCAGCAUGAGUGCUGCUUUCAAAUGCUGUUUUAGACUGUCUGUGUUGUAUUUCAAUACUACCUUUGUUCUCCUUUUGCCUCUACAUUACUGUAAUUGUUUAUUCUAUAUGAAAGGUAAGAAACUGAAAUGAGAGGAUCACUGGCAACUGCUACUUGCCAGUUUUGUGUGUGUGAAUUUCCCUAUUUGUUAGGGAAAAAAACCUAAUGGCAAGUAAAUAGGAAAGUAAAUCAUAGUAUAUCUAUCCACUAGGGGGUCAAGUUGCCAAUAAAUUAUUACUGUUAAUGUUCUGGGAAAUGCUAAGUGGGUGAGAGGGGAAGCUCUAUAGUUUUGUAGUUAAGAUUGAGUUUGAAGUCAUACCUCAGCUGUAAAUAGCUGGUUUUAAAUUCUAGCUGUAUGAUGCUGAGCAACUCACUUAACUGGUAUGUGUCAGGAUGGAUGGAAGCACAAUGAGAUGUUAAAGUGUUAGGAUUUGAUAUUUAGUAAUCCUUCAGUAUUUCCAUAUAUGUAAUAAAAACAAGUUAUUGAAAAAACUAGGAAAAUUGUAUAAAAUGUUAGUUCUGUAGGUUCUAGAACUAUACUUUUAGAAAAUUAAAAAAAAAUUUUUUUUGUUAUGUUAUUAGCAAACUUAUAAUACCUAACAAGCAGGUUUGGGAAAGUAGCUUUAGUUAAAAUUGUCCUGCCUAUUUUGAAUAUUUUGAGAACAGAAUGUUCCCCUCUUUUUUAAAUUACAGAGAAAUAAGUCACACCUCAGUAACCUAUUUUUCUUCAGUACUCAGGCAGUUAAUACUGAGGAAGUUCCUGUCAUGGGGUGGCUCUGGGAUGUGAUGUUGAUUGGUAAGGUUGAAAAAUGGUAGUAUCACAAAGAGGUCAUAGCAAGCUACUGGUGUUAAAGUGGUUUUGCUUUCAAUCUGGAAAAAAAGACUAGAAUGUACUGUUUUCCCUCUGACUUCCUUCACAAGUUACCUUCUAAACUUUUGUUCUUACCCUCAUCUCCCUUAAAAUUGUUUUCUAUGCACUUCUUUAUGUGUUCAUUUAUUUCCCAAGCUUCAUAUAUUGCCUCAUGGGGGAUGAUUCCCAAAUAUAACUUAUUCCACUAAACCUAGAUCCACAUAUCCAAUAGAAAUCUCUACCUGAAUAUUCAAAACUGAGUGUUUCCAGCUGUGUAGCGUUGGUGGUAUAGUGGUGAGCAUAGCUGCCUUCCAAACUGAAUGUUUCCAGAAUACCUACUGAUUUUUGUUAUUUUAUUAAUGGCCACUGUUCUGUUAGUUGUAAUUUAAAAGUUUGUACCCCUUUAUCUUGUUAAUCAAUAAAAUCUGUAAUUCUAUUUUUGAAAUGUUCAUACUAUCCAAUCUUCACUUUAUCGUCACUCUUACUAGCCAAUUUAGACUUUUCUCAUCUUGAUAACUUUCCUUUGACGAUACUGUUUUUGUCUUAAGUUGUAAGUCACAAAAAUUAAUUAGGUUGUAUUCUAAUACAACUUUAAGAAAUUAAAAAAUAAAAGUAUGCCUAUUCUCCAGAGCAAUCUGCAGUUUUUUCAGAUGUUUUACAUGCAAGUUAAAAAAACAUUUAAAAAAAAUAAAAAUAGGCUGAUACCAUAAUUGUACUAUAGCUACAGUUCGGUUUUUCUUUUUUUCACUAAAAAAUUUUUUUAAAUUUAUUUUUUGAAGGGAGGUAAUUCUUUUUUUCAUUUUAAAUAUAUUUGGGUGUCUUCAUAUCACACCUCUGCCAUUCUUUUGAACAGCUGUAUAUAUAAAUUUACUAUAAUUUUUACCAGUUCCUCACUGAUAGCAUUUAAGCUGUGUAACACACAAGUCAGGAGACAUUUUUGGGGGUGGGAUUAGGGGAAGGGCAGCAAGCUCAGCCUUUCCUUAAGGAAUUCUGAUGGAGCAGAUCACAGUUUUCUUAAGCACACAGGUUAGCUUAAUAUCCUGCCAACUAAAUUCCUUUUUGCUUAAGUUAGCCAGAAUCUGACUUUGUGCUUGCAAGCAAUGACCCCUAACUAGGUUUUCUCCGGAUUGAAAGCACAACCAGUUUAACACUGGUAACUUGUACAUGUUUCCUAAUUUUCCACUAUUAUGAACUAUUUCAACAAGUCUUUAGACAUUUUGAGGACCUUGAUCAAAUGUAUCUAUUAGUAUAAGAACCUAUUUUUAAUAUUUAUCAUACACUAAUUUGUCUUGUUUUCUACUAUGCUGGGUUGCAAAGACCACUUCUUGUUAUGUUACUCUUUGCAUCCCAGGUGUUCCACAAAUAAUUUUUUUAAUUGAGGUAAAAUUAACGUAUCAUAAAAUUAACCAUUAACCUUUAUUAAAAUUUUAGUAUAAAAGGUGUUAUGCGACCAUCUCUAUGUAGUUCCAACACCAUAAAUUUUCGUGCAAGAAUUUUUCAGGUACAGACUAAUCUUCCAAAAUGACAUUUGUCCACGGCUUAUGUAGUUAAAAAAAUUGUUACUGCUCACUACCUUGUAAGAAAGUCCCAAUGCUUUGAUAUUCAAGAAGUUGUUCCUAGAUUAUUCUUGAUUCUCUUCAUGUGCAUUCAAGGUUGGGUUAAAUGUAACAGCUGUUUGCAACAAACUGGAAAGGAAAAAUUAAAUUCAAAGUAAGAAUCUGA